Molecule: messenger RNA, 2018 nt
Organism: Pseudophryne corroboree (corroboree frog)
Lineage: Eukaryota; Metazoa; Chordata; Amphibia; Anura; Myobatrachidae
Gene: ENDOG
Product: endonuclease G
Exons: 4
Coding region: 316-1188 (290 amino acids)
Biological process (GO): apoptotic DNA fragmentation
Cellular component (GO): nucleus; mitochondrial inner membrane
Molecular function (GO): RNA endonuclease activity; metal ion binding; nucleic acid binding
Source: RefSeq, a predicted model, not a curated record
CACCCCCAGGCGGCAUGGAAACGCCCCCAUAAAGGAACAACGGGGCGUGGUCUUUGGCAGAGCCGCCCUCAACCUGUACAUGUGCUGGAUGGUGGCAUCUAGUUACCCUUCGUAGAGAGGACCUUUCCCAUAAGCCCCUGGGUCCAUGUUACCAGCUAAUACCUUAUUGCUGUACACGUCUUAUAUUACUCCUCUCACCUAUUGCAGGAUUCUGUAAUCAGCAGGCUCUAAGAAUGCUCUUAAGUUGACUUAUUGCCUAAGGCAGGAGGGGGGGACUUCGAGUCACAUCUGCUCAAGGUUCCAGCUGCAUAGAAGAUGUGGCUUCCUGGCCGCGUACUGCUCUCAGGGGUAUCUCUGGCGGUUGGCGCUGCAUUGGGGGCUGGUCUUACUAGUUGGAGAUUGCAGAGGCCGCCUGUUUCUGAUUUCCUCUACCCCCCAAUUGUUCAGGCAGCAUCUGAAGUAGCUCUGCCCCCUGCAUCUGGGAUCACACAAUUUGGCUUACCAGGAUUGAGCCAGCUCAAGACUCGUCAAUCCUAUCUGCUUAGCUAUGACCCCAGACUUCGGGGCCCAGCAUGGGUUCUAGAACAGCUUAACGGUGAGCGCCUGCAGGGCAGUGCUGACCGCCGGAGUUGUGAUUUCAGAGAAGAUGACACUGUGCACCCUUAUCACCGGUCUACCAAUGCUGACUACCGACGCAGUGGGUUUGACCGAGGGCAUCUGGCAGCUGCGGCCAACCACAAGUGGAACCAGAAGGCAAUGGACGAGACAUUCAUACUGAGUAAUGUGUACCCGCAGAAUCCAAAUCUCAAUCAAAAUGCCUGGAACAACCUGGAGCAAUAUUGCCGAGGGUUAACCAAGUCUAACCGGAAUGUGUAUGUGUGCACUGGCCCUCUAUUCUUGCCCAAGAUGGAAGCAGAUGGCAAGAUGUAUGUAAAAUACCAAGUGAUCGGUGUAAAUAAUAUUGCGGUACCUACACACUUUUUCAAGGUGGUCGUCCUGGAGAAGUACAAUGGAGAGAUAGAACUGCGCCCCUACAUAAUGCCAAACUGCCCCGUAGAUGACAAAAUCUCCUUGGACCGCUUCCUGGUGCCGAUCGAGAGCAUAGAGCGCGCUGCUGGUCUGCUCUUUGUCCCUAAUAUUCUCAAGCGUACAAAUAAUCUAAAGGCCAUCACCGCUGGAGGAAGAUGACAAUAAAGAUCCUCACCCACAUGGACUGCCGGCUGCUUUCCCAUGCGCUAUAGAGUAUUCUGGACAGAAACAGUGGGGUACAUUUACUAAGAUGGGAGUUCUAUUUAAGAUGGGAUGUUGCCUAUAGCAACCAAUUAGAUUCUACUUAUUAUCUAGCACCUUCUAGAAGAUAAUACCUGGAAUCUGAUUGGUUGCUAUGGGAAACAGCCCAUCUUAAAUAGAACUCCCAUCUUAGUAAAUUUACCGAAUUGUGUUUCUAAAUUAAUUUAGAAGUCCAGUAGAAUGUAAUAAAAUGAAUCAGUUGAGGCUGGUUGUGUCAUCAGUACUCAGGCUAUAGUAAGAUAUCUGACAACACACAGGAGUAUGUGGCACUUUCUUGAAAAUGUAAUAAAUAUCUGAAGAUUAUUUGGGCCACAAAUCCACAGUAUUCGAUAACUUAAAAGGACUUGUGUGUCACCAGAACAGUGGUGUAACCCUUUAUCACUUACCUGUCCAUGCUCCACCCAGCAUUUUUCUUACACCGACCGGGCCAAACAGGGAAAGGGGGACCCCUGCACAUGGGCCGUGAAGGUACAGUUGCCAUGAAGACUCAGAUUAUGGCCAAACAAUUGCUUCAGAAUUCUGUUGGGAAUUCAUCUGCAUCCCUGCAGCACAACUCUAAUUUGCCAAGAUUUUGCAAGCCAAUGAAUCCACUGGGUACGGUCAGGAGCUAGCCAAGCAAUGUACCGAAAGCAGUAUUACUGUACACCAUUAGUACUAUGGCUGACUAUAACUAUAUGUAUAAAUAUCACUGGAUCCUAAUGUACUGAUAAAACCUGUUCUUACAAAAA